Messenger RNA from Doryrhamphus excisus (bluestripe pipefish), 2567 nucleotides. The record is from RefSeq and is a predicted model, not a curated record. NCBI's taxonomy places the organism in Eukaryota, Metazoa, Chordata, Actinopteri, Syngnathiformes, Syngnathidae.
AUGAUUAUUUGUCAUUUUCAAGGUAUGGAACAAAGGAGAUGUGGAUCCCGAUGGGGGCGACGCUGGUGGGUUGCUUGGUUGUUGCUUAUUUUGUGGAAUGGCUCCUCUGCACAGCUCAGAUAUUCCAUAUCAGAGGAAGUUGAAGUGGGGACGGUGGUCGGGAACGUAGCGAAGGACCUGGGUUUGGAUAGGGGCUCGCUGAAAGGGCGAGGGUACCGCAUCGUGGCCGGUAACGCCGAGCCCGAUUUUGAAAUGAACCAGGAGGACGGCGUCUUGUACGUGGCUAGGAGGAUAGACCGAGAAGAGGCGUGUGAACGCGUUAGCCCGUGUGUGAUCAAGCUAAAAACAGUGCUUGAAAAUCCACUCGAGGUGCAUUACGUCACUGUGGAAAUAUUAGACAUAAACGACCACGAGCCUGCUUUUCCAGAAAAGGAAAAAAAGCUUGAAAUAUCCGAGUCUGCUUUGCCUGGUGCGCGCUUCCAGCUCCAAGCAGCGCGCGACCCGGACGUGGGCCAGCUUUCAAUCCAGCAAUAUAAAGUCAGCCAUAAUGAAUAUUUUCGCAUCGAGGUGAGGGACAGAGGAGAGGACCGUAAAGUGCCAUUUUUAGUGCUGCUCAAGCAGUUAGACCGAGAGACGGCGGGGAGACACCGGCUCCGCCUCACGGCAACAGACGGUGGCAAACCGGCUAAGUCCGGUUCCAUAGAAAUAACCGUGGAUGUCCUCGACGUGAACGAUAACUCACCGGUGUUUGACAAGGAGCUUUAUUCUGCCUCAUUGAACGAAAAUGUGGCUGUGGGCACCGUUGUUAUUCAAGUGAACGCCACGGAUUCAGACCAGGGUGCUAAUAGUGAAAUAGUGUAUUCAUUCGGUAAAGAGGUUGAUUUAAAAGUGAAAGAUCUUUUCAGUAUCGACCCAAUCACAGGUGAAAUUCACGUAACAGGCCUCAUUGAUUAUGAAGAAAGUAAAAGCUAUGAAAUUGAUAUCCAAGCAUCUGAUAAGGGACAAGUUCCUCUCACAGCUGACAAAAGUGUUGUGAUAAAUAUUAUUGAUGUUAAUGACAACGCCCCUGAGAUAGAAGUGACGUCAUUUUCUAACUCCAUCAAGGAGGAUGCAAAGAUAGGAACCACUGUGGCGCUAAUUAGUGUCAGCGACUUAGACUCUGGAAUCAAUGGUAAAGUACUCUGCACCAUUAAACAAGAUGUUCCUUUUACCUUAUCUCCAUCUUUACAAGAUAACAUGUAUGCUGUAGUCACAAAGUCCCAACUAGACCGAGAACAGGUUACUCAGUACAAGGUCACGAUUAUCGCAAAGGACGCAAACGAGCCGGUGUUUUCUACAGAAAGGACCAUCACUGUUGUUGUGUCAGAUGUUAACGAUAACAGUCCUGAUUUUUCAUCGAGUCCUUAUAUAUUUUAUAUCCCGGAGAACAACACUCCGGGUGCUGCUGUGUUUUCUUUAAAAGCUUCUGAUCGGGAUGAAGGUGACAAUGCAGUCAUUGCUUAUCAUAUUGUUAGAGAAGCAAGUACAGACACUAAAUUGAUGUCAUUUAUAAACAUCAACCCAGAAACUGGAGAAGUUAUAGCACUAAAAAGUUUUGACUUUGAGACACUGAAAAGCUUCCAGUUCCAAGUGGUGGCCACAGACGCUGGAAGUCCUCCAAUGAGCAGCAACGUAACAGUGAAGGUGUUCAUCCUGGAUCAGAACGACAACGCUCCGGUCAUCCUGUAUCCAGUCAGCUCCAACGGUUCCUCCGAAGGCGUGGAGGAGAUUCCCCGCAAUAUGAAAGCAGGAGACUUGGUGACUAAAGUCCGAGCCUAUGACGCUGAUAUCGGAUAUAACGGCUGGUUACUGUUUUCACUGCAGCAAGUCACUGACCACAGUGUCUUUACUUUGGACCGCUAUACGGGCCAGAUCAGAACACUUCGCUCAUUGACAGAGACAGACGAGGCUGAGCAUCAACUGCUCAUACUGGUCAAAGACAAUGGCAACGUUUCACUCUCAGCAACAGCUACUGUGACUGUCAAACUUGUGGAGCCCAAAGAGGCUUUUGCAGCUUCUGAUGUCAAACGUGCAGCAGCAAAAGUGGACAAGGAGGAGGACGACAAUGUGACUUUUUAUCUCAUCAUCACUUUGGGCUCGGUCUCCCUCCUUUUUGUCAUCAGCAUCAUCGUGCUGAUCGCCAUGCAGUGCUCCAAAUCCACAGAGUACACUUCCAAAUAUCUCCAAGACACUAAUUAUGAUGGGACACUGUGUCACAGCAUCCAGUACAGAUCAGGAGACAAACGCUACAUGUUAGUUGGACCCAGAAUGAGUAUCGGUUCUACUGUGGUCCCGGGCAGCCACGCCAACACUCUGGUGCUCCCUGACAGGAGACUCGCUUCUUCUGGGGAGGUAAGACAGUUUUUGAGAUCAUUGUGUCUUCUCUAUAGUAGUCCAUAUUGUUUACGUCUGUUGAAGUGUUUUAUUCUCGGUUCAUUGACACUGACCAUGAUCCUGAUUGUGUAUAGUUUGGCGGACUUUUUGUUUAGAUUUAAUACUUUAAAGCAAUAAGAUGUUUCAUCCAUACA